AUGAGUGCUGCCCAGGUCAUUGAUCCCGUUUAUGUGACCGACCAGUCGCUUGGACCUGGGUCACUGCGGCUGUCGAAGGCUGGACUACUCUGGUCACCGCGCAACGAAGGUCUAUACACGAUCAGUGUGGCUCGCGAGGACCUCGCGUCGCUGCGCUGGUUCAGAGGCGCUCGCGGUGACCAGCUACGCUGCACUCGUAAAGACGGCAGCACCGUGAACUUUGAAGGUUUUCGUCCAGCGGAUCGCGCAACCUUGGAGGAGUAUGUGAAGGAGGCCUGGGCAUGGACCAAGGGUGUACCGCGCGGCGAACAGGGCGUCGUCGGAUGGAACUUUGGACAGGUGCGCAUCGAGGGUGAGAGCGUGCUCUUCGUCUCUGGAUCAGAGACGGCGUUCGAGUUGCCAAUUUCGGAUAUAUCGCAAGUGGUGCGUUCAGGUCGCAACGAGCUGGCGUUGGAGUUUCAUCUCGACGACACGGCAGGGAAAACCGACGAGUGCCUUGUUGAGAUGCGCUUCCAGGCACCGACCGAGGAGGACGCAAUCGCGCUCCACGCAGAGCUAUCGGCGCGUGUUGGCUCAGCGUCGUUUAUGGGUGAGUCUCUAGUUUUCUUCGAGGAACUCCCGUUUAUCGUGCCGCGAGGUCGCUACGAUCUCGAGCUGUUCCCCACGUACCUGAGUAUGCACGGCAAAUCUUUCGACUACAAGAUCCUGUACAAGACAGUGCGGCGUAUGUUCCUGCUGCCAAAACCGGAUGAGAUCCAUCUGGCGCUGGUUAUCUCUCUGGACCCGCCGAUUCGCCAGGGCAACACAACCUAUCCACACCUGGUGCUCCAGCUCCGCCGCGACGACGAUGAGAUCGAGGUGGCGUUAAACAUGAAGCCAGAAGAGUUGCAGAAACGCUACGGGGAUAAGUUGCCGCCGAAAAUCAGCGGUGAGCUCUGGCAAGUCGUCACGAAGGUGCUGCGUGUUUUGGUCGACAAGCCCCUGCAUGCACCGAAGAAUUUUGUGACCUCACAGGGUGCCCAUGCGCUGCGCACCGCGCUCGGUGCCAAUGACGGUUAUCUGUAUCCGCUGGAGAACUGUUUCUUCUUUGUGAACAAGCCGCCGACCUAUUUGCGUUAUGAGGAUGUUGAUUUUGUUGAAUUCAAACGACUGGAAAUGGAUAGAAGGUUUGACCUGCAGGUCGUGAUGCUGAAUGGCUCCACGCUGCUCUUUACGAAUCUCGAGCGAAGCGAGUUCUCGACACUCUACCAGUUUCUGGAGAGCAAACAAGUUCGGAUGGUCGGGAUCCCGCCGGCGCUCCUGCGCGGUGCAACGACCGGCAAGACCAGUAUGCGCGCGGCAGCCGUGCGAGCCGAAAUGGCUAUCGCCGCAGAGGAGGCUGCUCGUCGUGAAGCGGAUGGUGAGGACGACGAAGAAGCCGACGACCAGGAUACCAAAUAUGAUGGGAAACGUGAUCCGCAGACGUUUGACGACGAGGAUGACGAGGAAGAUGAAGAUUUUGCAGGCGACGUUGAAGAUGAGUCCGACGGUGCACCCAGUGACUCGGAUGCAGCGCGCGACGAUGACGAUGAUGAUGACGAUGAUGAUGAUGAUGAUGAUGAUGAGGCGCUAGAAGCCGAACUCGAGCCCGAGGAGCCCCUCGAGCAAGUCACGGAGGAAGAUCAGUCGCAAGGCGAUCCGGAAUCGACAUCAGCAGCAGCAGCAGCAGAGACUGGGCAUGCAACUGACCUGGAAAAAGCUUUACAUUCCUGA
This is a messenger RNA of Cyanidioschyzon merolae strain 10D, 1752 nucleotides long. Its product is annotated as probable structure specific recognition protein, recombination signal sequence recognition protein, chromatin-specific transcription elongation factor. NCBI's taxonomy places the organism in Eukaryota, Rhodophyta, Bangiophyceae, Cyanidiales, Cyanidiaceae. The transcript has a single exon. The record is from RefSeq and is a predicted model, not a curated record. The coding region runs from base 1 to 1752 and encodes 583 amino acids. Gene Ontology annotation, molecular function: DNA binding; nucleosome binding; histone binding. Gene Ontology annotation, cellular component: nucleus; FACT complex.